AUGGCAGAAUCCAGAGCACUCGAGUCCACGCUCACCAAAUUAUCAAUAAAUCCCCAAGCCACAAGAGCACCAGGAUCAUCAGGCACGAAGAAGAAAGCAGUGGCAGAAUCUUGGGAAGAUGAAGACUUCGAAUCCGACUCUGGAGACGAAACAGACCGACCAUUGUCACCCCAGAAAUCUGCAGACUACCCCUCCGCUCCGCCUCCCACACCUAGCUCCCCGACACAUUUCAUGAACGCCGAAACCUUUGCCAACCCAUACGGAUAUGACAUGAACGGCUCGAGUGAUGUGAAGAGUGAGCGGAGUACGAGACCAGAGAAAACCGAUGCUGUUGCGAAGAGGAUGAUUGCUGGGGCGCUGGGGGUCAAGGCUCCGAAGAAGACAGAGGAGCAGAGGGCCUAUGAGCGGGCUGUCAAGGAGAAGGAGAUCAAGAGAAGGAAAGAGGAAAAGGAGGCUGCGGUUAGGGCGAAGGAGGAUGCUGAGAAGGCCAAGGCUGCUGUUUGGGACGACUAG
Molecule: messenger RNA, 513 nt
Organism: Venustampulla echinocandica
Lineage: Eukaryota; Fungi; Ascomycota; Leotiomycetes; Helotiales; Pleuroascaceae
Exons: 2
Coding region: 1-513 (170 amino acids)
Source: RefSeq, a predicted model, not a curated record